AGUCAACCAGAAUGAAUGUCUAGAAAGUAGAAUUUAGAAACGUAUGAAGGAACUGUACGUGCUUUUGAUAUACAUGUCGAUUUAAAACUCGAAAUAUGUUGGUGUUGUCAAACUAACUGUAUUCUGGGAGUUGAAAAGUUGGACUUCUCGAAUACGUUAAACGUAAAAUACCCUCCAGAAAAUCUUCUUUCCCUUUCCAUUCCAUGCACUAUAUAAACACCCCUUGUAAUCCCACCACAAAUGAAUCAAGCUACAUCUAUUUCAGCAUUUUAAAUUUGUUAGAGUGAAAAAGGGGAAAACAAAAUGAGGUUUUGGGUAGUGGUUUUGUGCUGCUCCUUAUCCCUAAUGGGGGUAUUGGGUCAAGAUAUUGGGUCCAUUAUAACUAAACCCCUGUUCGAGCAGAUGCUCAAGCAUAGAAAUGAAGCAGUUUGUCCUGCCAAUGGCUUCUACACUUAUGAAGCAUUCAUUGCAGCUGCCCGGUCUUUCGGAGCUUUCGGAACCACUGGAGAUCUCGGCACUCGUAAAAGAGAAAUCGCUGCCUUCUUGGCUCAGACUUCCCACGAAACCACUGGUGGAUGGGCAACUGCCCCAGAUGGACCAUAUGCAUGGGGAUAUUGCUUCAAGCAAGAACAAGGUACCCCUCCAAAUUACUGUGUUCAGAGUCAACAAUGGCCCUGCGCCCCUGGCAAAAGUUACUACGGACGUGGACCCAUCCAAAUUUCCUACAACUAUAACUAUGGUCCAGCCGGUAAUGCCAUAGGCUCCAACUUGCUAGCGAAUCCGGAGUUGGUUGCAAGUGAUCCCGUCAUUUCUUUCAAGACUGCUUUCUGGUUUUGGAUGACUCCCCAAUCACCAAAACCCUCUGCCCACGAUGUCAUGACCGGCCGAUGGACCCCGUCCGCUGCUGACAACGCGGCCGGCAGAGUUCCGGGCUACGGUGUAGUUACCAACAUCAUCAAUGGUGGGAUUGAAUGUGGGAAAGGCUCCAAUGCCCAAAUGCAAGACAGAAUCGGGUUCUACAGAAGAUACUGUGACAUUUUGGGUGUAAGUUAUGGAAACAAUCUGGACUGCGCCAAUCAACGCCCUUUUGGCUCAUAAACAACUAAACAUGAUGUGUGAUUUUGUGAACAUCAUUUUAGCGAAGUUUUAAAAUAAGAGUUUGGUUCGCUUGAUGCGAAACAAACCAGUUAUGUAACUUCGUUUUCUAUGUAGCGAUGUAUAUCGCCGCUCAGAAUAAAAAUCUAUUACUAAUAAAAGUUUUUAAGUUUGGUGUGUUGUAAAUGCUCUUAGUUUUUUCGGUUUACUUGCAAACAGCACGUUCAACCUUUCUCUUGAGAUUAUUCCCGAAUAAGAG
Molecule: messenger RNA, 1354 nt
Organism: Oldenlandia corymbosa var. corymbosa
Lineage: Eukaryota; Viridiplantae; Streptophyta; Magnoliopsida; Gentianales; Rubiaceae
Source: the annotation of a GenBank genome assembly